Molecule: messenger RNA, 1509 nt
Organism: Theileria parva strain Muguga
Lineage: Eukaryota; Apicomplexa; Aconoidasida; Piroplasmida; Theileriidae
Product: putative integral membrane protein
Exons: 6
Coding region: 186-1508 (440 amino acids)
Source: RefSeq, a predicted model, not a curated record
AUUAAUUCCUAAUGUAUUUGUACUUUUUUUAUCAUGUCAAUUUUUCCCUUGUUCAGUGGUACUCUUCACUCUAACCACUAUUAAACACAUUUUUAAACGCUAUUAAACACAUUUCUAAACACUUUAAUAGUAAAAAUUGGUAGGUAAACAGUAGGUUGUGUAAAUAUUUGGUAUAAAAGAGAAGAAUGAGGGGGCUAAGUGUUGUAAUUUGGGUAAUAAUUGGUAUUAUCCCCGGCAUAGCGCUGAACCUGAAUAAAUCGAAAAUCUCACUCCCCAAAAUACAAAACAGAAAUUAUCAUAUGAUUAAUAAAUUUUCACUCAACGACGAGUUCAGCACCAAUAUCUUCAAACAACAAGUGAUAAAUGAGUUGCGUGGUAGUGAGGAGGUAUUGAAGGGUAUAAUAUUUAAGAUACUGAACCACUUUUACGAGUACGUCAAGUACCGUUUCCUCACCACCUUCUUCAACCUUUACAUCAUCAACCCAUUCGAUAUUCAAAUGGGAAACCUCCUCAACACCAAACUCAACAACUAUUAUCUCACCAAUAAGUUGAAUAUACCUACGUAUUGUACGCCGUUAUCGUUUGGAUUAUCGUAUGAGAAGGUGCGUGUGGGUGACGGGAGUGAAAGUUGGUUGAUAAAAUCGGGUAAUAAAACUAACAAGGCCUUCGUACUUAUGCACGGCUGGUUCGGGAAUCCUCAAUCCACUCUUCCCUUCCUCAAUACUCUCAAACAAAUUGGAGUGUUGAGUGAUUACAAUGUGUUGAUACUGAAUUUGUAUGACAAUAGUAAUAUAUUUGAGAACAACGUUGGACUCAGAGGCAUGAAACGGUUAUACGACGGGAUGAAGUUUCUCCACGACAAUUAUAACACCACACACUUCAACAUUUACACACAGUCCGUUAGCUCAAUCUCCGCCAUUCUACUAUACCACUUUCUACAACAUUACAAAGUUUCUCAUAGUAACACAGGGGACACAGAUGACUCAGUUGGUACAGAGGAUACUGAGAACAAUAAUUCUGUUGGUACGGAGAUGUUAUGGGAUAUGAGAGGAUUUGGGAUGGGCCUGAGGUUGGACGAGGAGUUUGUGAGGGCUGUGGAAAUUGACAAGUUAAUCCUCGAAUCGCCCGUGAUCAACGUUAAACAAUAUUUACUCAACGAUAAAUACUACAGCAACAUCAUCAACAAUCUCUACCUCAACAACAAAUACUUCUCCAAUUUUAAUGAGUAUAUAAACAAGUUGAACAUAUGUAAGUAUGUGGAUAAGGAUUUGUUGCGUCGUGUGAAUGUGUUGCAAGGCGUGAAGGACGAGAUAACUACGUUGAAGAUGUUACAGGAGGAGUUUUCUGGCUUGAGGAAGAUUCCGAAUUUGUUCCUCUUUAAGAAUUCGGGGCAUAUUGACCUCUGUAAGAAUGAUUCUAAAGACUACCUCAGCACCGUCAAGUACAUUCUCAAGAAUCCAAUCCUCAGAUUCUUCCAAUACAAUACAAAUAAAGUUAAUAAACUAUAAA